Molecule: messenger RNA, 900 nt
Organism: Striga hermonthica
Lineage: Eukaryota; Viridiplantae; Streptophyta; Magnoliopsida; Lamiales; Orobanchaceae
Source: the annotation of a GenBank genome assembly
AUGUUGAGCAAGAACUGUUACCUGUUCGAUGAAGUCGAUCCGGAUCCGAAUUCCCUCGAGUCGCAACACGAAAUCCCGGUGACUCACCACGACCUCCUCUCGGCUCACUACCUACCUCCUCCUCCUCCUCCUCCUCCUUCUUCAGCUCCUAAAACAUCCAAAAAGGACCGGCACAGCAAGAUAAACACGGCCCAGGGCCCACGAGACAGGCGCGUCCGCCUCUCCAUCGGCGUGGCCCGAAAGUUCUUCGACCUCCAGGAGCUCUUGGGCUUCGACAAGCCCAGCAAAACCCUCGACUGGCUCCUCACCAAGUCUCGCUCCGCCAUCAAACACCUCGUCGCCUCUAAAUCCACUAAUUCCUCCGAAUGCGACAACAACAACAACGACAACAACAAUAUAACUAAUUCCCCCCAAGAAAACUCGACGACGGCCGAUAAAAAGGGAAAAUCGAGAAAAAAGAAUAACAACAAUAAUAAUAAUAAUAAUAAUAAAGGAGGUGGGAUGAAGCAGGCGGCCCUGAAGGAGUCUCGAGUGAAGGCACGGGCACGAGCUAGGGAGAGGACCCGAGAGAAAAUGUGCAUCAAGCAGCAAAUGGAGAUUCAAGGGGCCUCUACUUAUCAUCAUCACGACUUGCCUCAUAUGCAAAGCUACAUCAACAGCCAGCUAGAGGCGUGCAGGGCUUACGAGCUGGAUAACGAUGAUCUCGUCCGAGAAUCCGAGGAUGCCAUCCAUAAGACGAAGGUCGACCGCCAGCGGUUGGCUUUCGGCUAUAACAAUGUCCCCGCGGCUUCUUACAACAACAUCGGCGACGGAUGGGAUAUGGGUAAUUUCGCCUCGCAAUCUGGACUGACCGCAAUUUUGGAGCACCACAAGUUCAAUAUUAGCUCUUCCAACGAAUAG